AAAAAAUCAAACAAGGGAUUGUGAUCGUGAGUUCCUACGACGACGACGACGACGAAUCAUGUCUUCAGGCGGCGGCGGCGGAGUUAAGCCGUUUUUCUGCCACGUGUGCAGUCGAAGAGUCACAUGCUCCGAUGAUUCCGAACCUUUCUGCCCGAUCUGUCUCGAAGGUUUCGUCGAAGAAUGUAACCCUAACCCCAUUACUAACCCUGAAGAAUCUUUCGAUCCCCAUUACUCCUUCCACCGCUUAUCGAUUCUCCCUCUCUUGUUAUCCUCGGCUUCCACCACCACCAUCGACCUUCAGAACCCUCGAUUCUUCUCCAGUUCUCCUGGAUCCAGAACCCGCUCCGAUAUCCCCGAACCCGACAUGUUCGACCCGUUUCUCUUCCUUCAGAACCACCUUCAGGGCCUUCGUGCCGACGGCGCUAACAUUCAAUUCGAGAUCAACCACCCUUCCGAACCGGGGUUUCGCCUUCCGACCAACAUCGGCGAUUACUUCCUCGGUCCUGGCCUCGAGCAAUUGAUACAGCAGCUCGCUGAGAACGAUCCUAAUCGUUACGGCACGCCGCCCGCGGCUAAAGACGCCGUUGAGAAUCUUCCGACGGUGACUGUCGGCGACGAGUUGCUCAAGUCGGAGAUGAACCAGUGCGCGGUCUGCCAGGACGAGUUCGAGAAGGGUUCGCAGGUGAAGCAAAUGCCUUGCAAGCACGUGUACCAUGACGCGUGCUUGCUUCCCUGGCUUCAGUUGCAUAAUUCUUGCCCUGUGUGUCGAUAUGAAUUGCCCACAGAUGACACCGAUUACGACAAUCAGGCACGGGUGAACAGCGGUGAUGGGUCGAGGUCUAGGGGUAAUGGUGGUGGCGGCGGCGGCAACGGUGGUGGCAACAGUGGCAGUGGAGAGGGAAAUAGACCAGUUCGCAGGACUUUUAGAAUAUCUUUGCGGUAUCCUUUUGAUGCAGGUGGCUCUGCGCAGGAUAGUGGUGAAAGCGGAUGGGGAAAUUGACGAGGAGAUUUGGAUUGAAAUUGUAUUGUUUUGUGUUGAAAAGCUGGAAACCAUCUUGUGCAGCUCAGAGUUUCCGUGAAUAGGCAUUGCCAUGUUUACAAAGUCCUUGUAAGGAUUGUAAGAGAUAUUAUUACCCAUGGCCGGGAAAUUUGUCUAAUCAAAGGACCAUUCUUUCUUAUGUAGUGUAUAGCUGGAUCAUGGGAUUGCUUGAAAGCACUCAAUUAUGGAGAUCAAGCACUGUUGAUGACAAUUUUUUCCUGUUGUUUUUGUACAGAUCAUCUUCCAAUCAUCCAAUAUUGAUUACCAUCCUUUUUAUGCAAUACGAACUAGCCAAAGUCUAUAUUUCUCCUGCGUGUAUAUAAAACAUUAGAAAUUUAUGUAUACAAGGCAUCGUCUGUUAGCCCGCAAGCUAAUUAGCCUAAUUAGAAAUAGGCCUGCAUAAAUAAACAUUCGAAUAGGUUUUUUAUUCAUGACAAGCUUGAACAAAAAUAUAUGUCGAGUAACCAAGUAUAUUUAAAGUUAAGACUAGCUUGAUUUGACCUGUUUGCGUACAUAGCUCAAAAUAGUGAAAAUUUUAAAUAUCUGAUCUAUUGAGAUUAAAUUUACAGAGUAUGGAGGACUAAUAUUAUAUGUUUUGUCGGGUUGUAUUUCCUUUGAAAAACAAAAAACAAGUGUGAUGCUAUUGUCUUCGAUUUAUAAGUGUAUCUAGACUAGUAAAUCGGACUGAGUAUAUUCAAAUGGUGCUGUCAAGUUAUCUUAGAAAGAUGUAUGUACGAGCAGGACGCCCUUAAAGGGACUGUAGUUACUGAAGUUAUGGUGAAAAAAAAUCGUAAGAGAGCUUGUAAUCAUGUAGGUGCGAAAAUUCUUAUGAAAGAAAGAUCUGGCUGUUGUAAUAUGGAAGAAAGAGACGUGAGGAAUUAGCCUUUGUAUUUUUUUUACGUUAAGUUCUGUGUGGUUUCUUGGCAUCGCAAUAACGUUGAUAAUUGAUAUCAGCGCUCUCUUUCAUUAAUUUGAUCAAUUAAAACAAAUUGACAAAGUGCCAAUG
Molecule: messenger RNA, 2045 nt
Organism: Abrus precatorius (Indian licorice)
Lineage: Eukaryota; Viridiplantae; Streptophyta; Magnoliopsida; Fabales; Fabaceae
Product: E3 ubiquitin-protein ligase RING1
Exons: 2
Coding region: 59-1000 (313 amino acids)
Biological process (GO): protein ubiquitination
Cellular component (GO): cytoplasm
Molecular function (GO): ubiquitin protein ligase activity
Source: RefSeq, a predicted model, not a curated record